GCAGGCACUUUUCUAGAUUGUUUAUUGCAGACGGUGACACAAAGAUGACAAAAAUAGCACUUGUUUUCCUUCUGGGGUCCCUGCUGGUCUGUUCAGGUGUUUCAGAUGUUCAGAUGGAAAUCUUGCAGCAGUCGGACCUUCUGAAUCCUGAGCAGGGGUUGAAGUUCAGUGAUUAUGACAACAAACUGCUUGUGUUUUGUAAUAUUUGUAAAAAUGUCAUGAGGAAAGUAAUAAUCGCUGUUGGAAAAACAGUUUCUAAGGACGAGAUCAAUCGGCAGCUUGAUAAGAUCUGUAUGAAAUUAAGAAUACCCGGAUGUAGACGUUUUGUGCAAAAAUAUAAAAAUGCACUGAUCAACGCACUGCUCGCUGGUAACCGAGCCCAGGCCACCUGUGUUCAAUUGAAAUUGUGCAAAAAUAUGUAGCCUAGACUACAUUCAAUCUGUAUGAAUGUUCAAACAUGUUUUGUAAUUGAUAAUUUUUUUUCCUCAUGUUAUCAUUUGUUAACCUUUAUAAUAUGUAACUUUGAAACAUGUAAGUCAAACAUUUGAUCAAAAUAAAUCAACAGUCAA
Danio aesculapii is the source of this 569-nucleotide messenger RNA. RefSeq names its product prosaposin. The record is from RefSeq and is a predicted model, not a curated record. Lineage: Eukaryota; Metazoa; Chordata; Actinopteri; Cypriniformes; Danionidae. The transcript is spliced from 4 exons. Gene Ontology annotation, biological process: defense response to bacterium; lipid metabolic process. The coding region runs from base 45 to 422 and encodes 125 amino acids.